This is a messenger RNA of Sceloporus undulatus (fence lizard), 1933 nucleotides long. RefSeq names its product succinate dehydrogenase complex subunit C (gene SDHC). Gene Ontology annotation, biological process: tricarboxylic acid cycle; mitochondrial electron transport, succinate to ubiquinone. Gene Ontology annotation, molecular function: succinate dehydrogenase activity; electron transfer activity. The transcript has 6 exons. Gene Ontology annotation, cellular component: membrane. Bases 89 to 598 code for a protein of 169 amino acids. The record is from RefSeq and is a predicted model, not a curated record. NCBI's taxonomy places the organism in Eukaryota, Metazoa, Chordata, Lepidosauria, Squamata, Phrynosomatidae.
GAUCUCUGGCGCCGGAAGUAGGGCAAUGACGUCGCGAGGGAGCUCCGCGGGUACUUCCGGUGGGCGGAAAGAGCGGUUUUGAGUCAAGAUGGCGGCGUCUCUGUUGAGAUUAGCUGGCCGGCGCUGCCUCUGCGUUCGUCUUGGUCCAGGACUCUCCACACAACCUCUGGUCUCCAUGGCAACGACUGCAAAAGAAGAAAUGGCCCAGUUUUGGGACAAGAACACUCGGUCCAGCCGCCCUUUAUCCCCUCAUAUCACCAUCUACCAAUGGUCUCUCCCCAUGAUGAUGUCCAUUUCCCACCGUGGUACAGGAGUUGCAAUGAGUUUAGGAGUGUCGCUCUUUGGCUUAAGUGCUCUGGUACUUCCAGGGCAUUUCGCUGACUAUCUGGAGCUCAUCCGGUCCCUCAGUCUGGGCCCUGCUCUCAUCUACUCAGCAAAGUUUGCCUUGGCUUUCCCCUUGACCUUCCACACUUGGAAUGGAAUCAGACAUUUGGCAUGGGACAUGGGCAAAGGAUUCAAGAUACCUCAAGUCUACCAGUCUGGAGUCCUUGUCCUCAUCUUGACAGUUUUGUCCUCCGUUGGGAUUGCAGCCAUGUGAACCUGAGCCAGGAGCAGCUCUCCUCCCACCAUUAUGGCUCUACUCCAUUUCGUACCUGAUUUACUUAAUCAAAGCUUUGGGAGUGUGCCUACUAAUUCUUGGUCUAGAUACAGUCAGGUUGGCAAUGCAGAGUGAGUGAACAGUUCACAGAUCAGUACAUAAUUAAUUGUAAAUUGAAAAGAGGCAGUUAUUUUGCUGUCUCUCAGAUUGGCCGAAAUUACCGUACAAAUUCCUAUAUAUUACUGUGUGUUUGUGAAGUCCAACAUUCUUAAGGACUUAAGGGAUCUUCUCCGACUGAAGCCGAAGACUUGGAUGUACACGAUUCUAGAAGGCCGAGAAGAGCAGAGUACUGACUGUCUAAGAAGUUCUCAUACAAUCUACCACAAGCCUUUGCUUUUCUCAGCUGUAUGCUGUCUUUUCUUUCUUUUUCCUCACCCUCCGUUUCCAAAGGCUAGAGACAAUACCAGCCUUUGUACACAGCUGAGGGAGAAGGGAGCUCCAGCAGUGCAGUGUGUGAGCGAACAUGUGGGUAUAUUUUUAAAUGGACAACAAUCCCCAUUGAUGGCUGAACUGUGGCAAGACCAGCACAUUCAGCUUUGGCCACCUCCAGCUGCUCUCCUAUUCUUGUCUCUGGAAUACUGAUAUGAGGGUGUUUUAGGGACUGCAGCCUAAGGCUCUCUCUGUUGAAAAGUUUAUGAUAACAUGCUUAAAAGUCGUGUUACUUUUGCCCCAUGCAAGACACACCAGACAUAGAAAGGAAACGACAUAUUCUUGUGUUAGGAUGUUAGGACAUUGCCUCUUUUGCAGAGAACUGGGCCUGUUUAAUUCAAAUCUUUAAAAAUUGGCUUGUCUUCCUCUUUUUCAAGAGCUAUCAUCAGCCAAGUCUCUAGACAUCAUCCCCUCUGUAAAUAUAAUCUGUCAUGUGCUGAAGUUGAAUGGCCUUCUUUCUUAGGGUCGAAGCAUCUUCCCUCUCAAUUGUCACAACUGUUGCUUUGGUUUUAUAAAGGACUUGCCCUUUCUGUUAAUAAAUAAGCCUCAGCCUUUUGUUGGUCAAAUAACAGUAAUGGUUCAAAGUUAUUUUACAUGUUUCUGGUUAAGAAGGGACGGUAUGCUGUAGAAAAGCAAUUGCUACAGGUCUCUUGGUUCUUGAUGCAGAAUUGCCCAGCCUUAAAAUGUUGGCAUACUUUAAGGCCAAAUGCACCACUCAUCCACUUCUGUGGCUCAGUAGUAAAGAACAUGUUCUAUGUGCAUAAAGUCUAGCUUUGGCAUCUGUAGCAAGAGCUGGGGGAAAUUAUUUUUUGGAAACAAAAUUAUAAAGAUUGGAAUAUUUAUUUA